Molecule: messenger RNA, 792 nt
Organism: Penaeus monodon (black tiger shrimp)
Lineage: Eukaryota; Metazoa; Arthropoda; Malacostraca; Decapoda; Penaeidae
Product: carbohydrate sulfotransferase 11-like
Exons: 5
Coding region: 34-600 (188 amino acids)
Biological process (GO): carbohydrate biosynthetic process
Cellular component (GO): membrane
Molecular function (GO): sulfotransferase activity
Source: RefSeq, a predicted model, not a curated record
UGUUACCGCAGCAAGUUCAACUACGGCCGCCCCAUGAAACAUUACGAACCCAAGAAGGAAGCCAAUUUUUUAGCGAAUCACAAUGGGCUUGACUGGCCGACCAGAUUUUACACGUACUGGCUUCCUGCAUUACAUACUAACGGCUUGAUACCAGAGGAUACCCACGUUCGUCUGAAUCUCUCCGAGCCCAUUAACCCGGCUGUGAAGUACGAUUUAACGGUGUAUGAAGGACUCUAUCGCCUGCUCAAGCCACAAGUGUUAUUUUCUCAUUUCUUAUCGCAUGUGGUUCACACGCACAAGACCGGCACCUGGAACGGACAUUGGGGAAAAUACACUGAAUUGUGCGCUCCUUGUGGCUUCAAGUACGACUACAUUAUCAAACUGGAGACGAUGUCAGAGGAUUUAGAAUACGUCUUCCAGAAGCUGGGCAUCCCGUCCAACCCUCAUCUGAGGAAAAACAAAAGUACAAGGAAGAAAGACUUCAGCAAAUAUUUCAGGUAUUACAGGUGGAUAUCGAAGGAACUCAAGCGAGAAGUGUUCGAAACCUUCAAAGACGACUUGGAGAUGUUCGAAUACACGCUGCCAAAGAACUUCUUGUGAAUCGGCCAACUUAUUCGUAUCCGUUCGUGAAGACUUCGAAGUGUCUCUUUUGAUGUUCGGAUGUGUUCGGUGAUUUACGUGUCGGUUAUUUCGAGCAUUACUUAUUUAUUUGCUUGUUUUUUGUUGUUGUUGAUAUGGCGGAUGUAUUUAUUGUAAGUAAAUGUGUAAAUGUAAGUGAAUUAGAGUUAGAAA